UUUUUUUUUCCGUGACCGAACGAUCUAAGGUUGAAACUGAGUUGGUGUGUCUUACGAGUGAAUUCUGUUGUACGAAAAAUGGCUAGUUUAGCGUUAAGAAAAGUUAUUAGUCAAGUUCCUCGAAAUGUAUUGUAUCUGUCGACUCGUUCACUCAGUAAAAAUUUAGUAGAUACCUUCUCAAUGGAACAUGCAACAGGUUUAGAGAAAAAGGAAAUGAUGGCAAAAGCUGCUGGAAAUGAAAAUCCUUUUGACAUGAGGGUUUACAAGAGAGGACCUGGAACCAAAACGGAUCCCAACAUCAUUCCUUCUGCAUAUGAAGAGCGUCUUAUUGGUUGUAUAUGUGAAGAAGAUGCUACAUGUAUCAACUGGAUGUGGCUUGAAAAAGGAGACCCAAAACGUUGUGAAUGUGGCUAUUGGUUCAAACUGGUUGAUGCAAAACCUUUGUAGCCUUUUGUAGUACUUACUUAGAGAGGAAUUCUUGCAACAUCAUUAAAAGUAUAUAUAUAUACACAGAAAUGGGUGAUCACUUACAGGCUACGAUUGUUUGUAGGAAAGUGGUAUUUUGUAGAAAUAUAGCAUUAUUAGGAAAAUCUGUAUCUCUAAUUUGAUUCAUUGCUUAUUGGCAAUAAGUGAUGUAAUAAACAUGGAAUAAAAUCCAAAAUAUUAAAAUA
Messenger RNA from Limulus polyphemus (Atlantic horseshoe crab), 671 nucleotides. RefSeq names its product cytochrome c oxidase subunit 5B, mitochondrial-like. Gene Ontology annotation, cellular component: mitochondrial envelope. Bases 79 to 447 code for a protein of 122 amino acids. The transcript has 4 exons. The record is from RefSeq and is a predicted model, not a curated record. Gene Ontology annotation, biological process: mitochondrial electron transport, cytochrome c to oxygen. NCBI's taxonomy places the organism in Eukaryota, Metazoa, Arthropoda, Merostomata, Xiphosura, Limulidae.